Penicillium vulpinum is the source of this 396-nucleotide messenger RNA. RefSeq lists its product as uncharacterized. The record is from RefSeq and is a predicted model, not a curated record. Bases 1 to 396 code for a protein of 131 amino acids. The transcript is spliced from 2 exons. NCBI's taxonomy places the organism in Eukaryota, Fungi, Ascomycota, Eurotiomycetes, Eurotiales, Aspergillaceae.
AUGGUGCUGGAAGAAGUGAGAGCGGCAGUCUGGUUCAAAUUGAUCCGUUCUCUGAAGAAAAAGGUUCUUCUAAAUAAUUUUUUCGGGCAGCCGUUUGCUGGGUUUGAUGAUCUAGAGAUGGAUCAAGAAGGAAACUUCUACCUAAGAGACUCCAAAUCAGGAUGGGGCCGUGAAAUCGCCAACUUCACCCCUCCAACCAAUCCAUCGAUCUACUUCGUCAGGAGCUUAAUAAUGCAGUCGAAGGUUAUCUGGACAACAGAAGUCAACAAAAAUGGAGUAUUCAUCUCUCCAGAUGGGAAAACGCUCUACAUUCCGGAUACGGGCGUCUCCAAUUUUCGACCCUCAAACAAGAACCCUUACGGCAAACGAGUUUUAUGGGCAUUCAACAUGUCCUGA